AUGAGUUUAGUAGCAAGCGAUAGUCCAUUAAAGCAGUAACGUUAAUUUAAAAUGAAGUAGGCAUAAGACCUAAAAAUUCUUAGAUCCUCUCAAGAUAAUAGUUAUUCUUCUAUGAAUGAUAGUGAAACUCCAGAAAAUUAGGGUAAAGCCUUCUUGAAUUAAACUAAUACAAAAGUAAAUUUAUAGCCUCACACACCUAAAUCUUCUUUUAGAAAUAGUAAGAUAAAUUUUUAAUCUCUAAGAGGGUCUCCUAAUUAAUCAUUCUACAAUUCAGAUGAUUAACAGUAACAACCCCUUAGCAAGAAUUAAGAUGCAAUAAUUAAUAUUUAAGACCAAUUUUAGAACUCAAACCUAAAUACUUACUCUUAACCUAACAAAGGUCUUCAUGAUUAAGUAAAUAAACCUUAGCAAAUAUCAAGAGAUUUGAAAAGAUAAACAUCAAAAUCCUUAUAUAAUGAUGUCAAUAAUGCGUCUCGCCGCUCAUAUUUGUAACAUUUACAAAAUGAUGAAUAAAAGCUUUUUUUGCAGGCCUUUGAAAACAGUAAAUCUAAUUAAGACAAUAAAGCAAUUAUAAGCUAACCUUUAAAGCUUAAUUAAAUUAAAUAAUCUUAAUCUGCAAGAAAACUUGCACCUUAUAAACAACAAGUAGAUGGAAUAAUCAAAGAUAACUUAUUCGUCAGCUAGGACUAUGAUAAAUUAAAAGACAUAAAGGGUUCGAUAAAUUAAUCUCAAUAAUAAUUUUCUUAGCAAUUUAACCUUCCUAAAUCUGCAAGUUCAACACCUCUUAAAAAUUAAUCUAUUUUGAACUUAGCAGGAAGUAUUUUGCUAACACCGACAAAAAGCAAUAACAAAAAUAAUAAUAUAGCUUAGAGUACUAUUUUUCAAUCAAAUAAAUAAUAGAAUUCUGGUAAAGAUAUGUCAAAAAAUUUUACUUAUAACACGUUGGGUCAAAACUUAAAUAUAGAUAAGCUAAAAAUGCAAUUUUAUUAGAAAUUAGGAACUUCUUCACCUUAAAAUAGUUAAAUUCGAAUCCAAGAAGGAAGAUAGAUUAUUAUUGAUGAAAAAAAUUAGAAAGACUAAUUGGCGUUAGGCAUAAAUUAAACUCUUAAGGAGAUGUUAGAUGAAAAAAAUGUUUUUCAUGAAUUAAUUUCACCAGAAAGUCCUGAUGGCUUAAUUGGUAAAUCUAAUAAAAAUGAUAAUAAAAUAAUCUUUUCAUUUCAAUAAAAUUAAUUAAAUCUAAAUGGAAAUUUUGGAUUAAACAAUUAAAAUUAAUCAACUCUUUCCUUUUCUCAGGCUUUGCAAACUAGGAUUGGAGAAAUGAAUUCCUAAGGCUAUGAUAAUACGGAGAGUUUUCAUUCAACGUAUAAGAAUAUUUAUAAAAUGUAGCAGCAAGCAGACCAUUUUAACUAAGGCACUGAUUUGCAAUAAGCAAUUCUAUAUAAGGCUUACUAAUCAAAUGUAUUACCUCGUAAAUUAGGUUUGAUUUCUAAAUCAGGAAGUGAGAAUUCAAAAACCUAAACUAUAAAAAAUGGAAAAAAAUAUUUAAACCUUUCUCAUUUAAAUAUUGGAAGCACUUAUUAAAGCAUUGUGGCAUCAGCUCUUGCCCAUGUAGAUUUUUCUGAUUUAUACUCAUUAAACCUCUCUAAAAAUAAUUUAACAAAUGCAUCUGUUGAACUUAUCCUAUAAAAUUUACCAGAGAAUAUUACUAAAGUGGAUAUUUCAAAUAAUAAUAUUGGAGUGAAUGGUGCAGCUUCUUUAAAAUAGGCCUUCAAUAGUAAAAAAUAUAGUCAUUUGAGAUACCUAAAUAUAUCUAAUAAUCAGUUAGGAGAUAAUGGCAUAAAAACAUUAACUGAAGCUAUUUAAAAUAAUACUACUAUUUAUUCUCUUGAUCUUUCUUACAAUAAAUUAGGUGACUAAUCUUGUAUUUAUUUGCAGCAAAUUCUUCAAAAUAAUUCAUAUAUUUAAGAACUUUAUCUUUAAUGGAAUAAAAUAUCUUCAAGAGGUGGCUUAUGCAUUGCAGAAGGUCUAGCUUUGAAUAGCAAUAUGAAAGUUAUUGACUUAAGCCAUAAUGGUCUAGGAUCUUUAAGCAAAUUAUAAACUGGCAUAAAAAUUUUAUAGAGCUGUUCAAUAGUUGAAUCAGGGAUGAGACAUCUAGACUUAUCAUACAAUUAAUAUGUAAAGUCUGAAGCUCUGUAGAUAGCAGAGAUUCUUGCUAAUAAUAACAAGCUAUUUGGGUUUCACUUUAUGGGAAAUUAAUGCAAUGCUAUAAUUGAUCCCAGAGGUUUUAUGUUUUUCUAAACAGAUCAAGAUAUCUUAAGAAGAAAUAUUUUAGAUUUUCAUAUGCAAUAAAGAUCAAUUUAGAAUGUUAAUUCAACAGGUCAUAAUAGAGCUUAAUCUUUUGACUGUAAAACUGUUGAUAAUUGUUGGCUUUGUGAUGGAUGGCAGGAAAUCAAGUUUGAAAUAAAGCCAGGUUGCAGUGAGUUAUUUACUGGCGAGCCUGCAUUUUUACAUUUAGAUUUUGAGGAUUACCAACCAUUUUAUAUGGAAAAAGAUUAAGAUGACUAAACUAAAUUUAUUCUAUACAGAAUGUGCCCACCUGGGAGAUAAAUCUCAUUUUUCUUUUCAGACCCUUGUAAAAAUGUAGUAUAUUCUUCAAAAGACUACAAUAGAGUGGAUUUUUUUAUUCCUGAGGGAUUUAAUACUAAUUUCUUUAAAGAUGAUGAAGAAUUAAUUACAGAUGGCACUCUUAAAAAGAAGUUCACAGUAAAAUAUCUUGAUGGGUCUAUAAUAUCGUACCCUACUCCUCCCAAAAUAAAUGUGAUUACAACUCAACAAUAAAGUCCAUCAAUUUUAAGUAGUGACUACGAGUCUAACAUCAAAUGCAUCCCAAGAGAAAAAGAAAUAUUUUAUAAAAUUAAUUUCAGUGAUUAAUGGCAUAAAGGAAUUUCUUUAUUCAGAAACUAUAUUGAAGACAGUGAAGAAUUAGAAGAUAAAUGUUUUGAAGAAGACUGGAAUAAUAGUAAGAUAUCUUAUAUAGUGCAGACAGUAAAAGGAAGCAACGUUGAUGAAUGUAAAAAAAUGUUGCGCUUAGCAUAUCCUCAAUUAAGAAUAACUUACAAAAUGCUCUCAGUGCACGGAAUGUCAGGAGACAUAUUCUGCAUUUCUUAGAAUCCAUUUUCAUAAUUUGUCUAAGCUACAGAAAUAUUUGAUAACAACUAUAUAAAAAUACGUGAUAUUGAUUUGAAUUUCACAACAUCAAGUUCAAAAGCAUUAAAAAAUAAAACAUAUCGUGCACCUGAUAAAACUUUAGUGCGUAAUGAAUUUAUUGAAGUUAUAGUGCGUCUUGCUGUAGAUAAGUAUAACAAAUCAAAAAUUUAUGCUACUGCUCAAUAAGCGAUAGAAGCUGUGCUGACAAGCAAUCCGUUUUUAGAAUAUCUCAUGCAAUUCGAAAACUCUCAGAUUUGGAGAGAUGAAAGGUAUUGGAAUUAAUAAUGUGAUGCCAUAUUUAAGAGUUAUCUGGAACUUGUCAAGACUCUAUGGAAUUAGUAUGCUGAUUCAAGGAAAGGAGAGAAGAGGUAUUAUUCAAGUAUAAAAACAAUGUCGAUUUAUGAGUUCAAAGAUUUCGUUCUUUAAUUUGAAUUGGUAGAUGAUUUCUAUGCAGAAAAAGAAAUUCCAUUUACAUAUAGCUUGUCCAUAAUGACUUAAAUUGAUGAACUAAAUAGUGAUAGAUAUUUUUAAAUGAAUUUUGAUGAAUUUUUAGAGGCGUUAGCUAGGAUAGCUGAAAAAAAAUCAAUGAUUCCUGUUGGUGAAGUCGAAUCAUAGUAUGAUGAAUAGGAAAGAAGGUAGCUACAUUUAAGGUAUAAAUUAGAAAGCUUUCUUUACUCUGUUAGCCAAAAAUAUGAUAAGCUAUUUUCAAAAGACAAAAAAAAGUAGGCAUUUAAUCACUCUUAAGCUGCACUUGAUAUCAAAGGUAGCAAAAAUCAGAGCAGUUAUUCGAGUUGGGAGGAAGUUAAAAAUGAGAAAAAAGAAUAAUUAAAAUAAAAAAUAAAAAGUGUAAUAAAGGCAGAUAAUAUCUAAUAAUAGCUAGAACAAAGUUUUGAUGCAAAAGAACCAACAGAUUUUGAAAUAAAAUUAGAAAAUAAUGACCAAAAUACUCAGCAAUAAAAUCUAUAAAAUUAAAUGAAUUCAACAAGUAAUGCUUAAGUAUUUAACUUAAAUAAAAAAUGA
This is a messenger RNA of Tetrahymena thermophila SB210, 4227 nucleotides long. RefSeq lists its product as hypothetical. Lineage: Eukaryota; Ciliophora; Oligohymenophorea; Hymenostomatida; Tetrahymenidae. The record is from RefSeq and is a predicted model, not a curated record. The transcript is spliced from 5 exons. Gene Ontology annotation, molecular function: protein binding.